AUCAAGACGGCGCGGAACCCUGCGGGAAUUCCGUGUCUGUUCACAAUCUGAUUAGACUCGCGGCCUACUUGGAUCGUGAAGAUUUGAAGGUAAAAGCCGGUCGUACUUUGAGUGCGUUCGCUGAUAAGCUUUCUGCCAUUCCCAUCGCCCUUCCCGAAAUGGCUUCCGCCUUGUUAUUCUAUUACGAAUCUCCAACCCAGGUGUUUAUCGCGGGCGAUGCUGAAGACAACAAUACACAAGCGUUACUGGACGUUUUACGUACCCGUUUUAUACCGGGUCGAAUCCUGGCUGUGGCCGACGGUCCAAGUGGGCGAGCUGGCAUCCUUUAUCGGCGCCACGAGUCCUUGAGCCGUUUGCAGCGGAUUCAGGGAAAACCGGCCGCGUACGUAUGUCGUAACUUCGCCUGCUCGCUGCCAGUAACCGAACCCCAAGAUCUGGCCAAUUCGCUUGAUGAUUACGCCCAACAGUUAAAAGAAAAAACGGCGCCCACGGUCAAGGAUAACACUCCUCCAGGACCGUCCACAGAUCCCGACAAGUGAAGGGUAGUGAACUGGGCGAUCAUAUACAUAUAUAUUCAUAGAAUUGUUGUUUUCGCGAGGACUGACUGUGAUGGUAUGUUAAUAUUAUGUUAUUAUUAUUAAUUAUAUUAAAUCUUUCUUGCAAUUA
Messenger RNA from Agrilus planipennis (emerald ash borer), 666 nucleotides. RefSeq names its product spermatogenesis-associated protein 20-like. The record is from RefSeq and is a predicted model, not a curated record. NCBI's taxonomy places the organism in Eukaryota, Metazoa, Arthropoda, Insecta, Coleoptera, Buprestidae. Gene Ontology annotation, biological process: carbohydrate metabolic process.